ACUACACGCCGCGAGGAAGGCGAGGGUUUCGAGUGACCUCGCCGCGGAGGUUUCCCCACCCAUUCCAACCCUUGGUCGCCGCCGUUUCCGCCCAGCUCUUCCCUCCCUGCCGGCGCCGCCCUUUCUCUCUUGGUCGCUGCUUCCUCCGAGUCCCUGCAGAGCCUUGAGAUUGCCCAAGUUGUGCAGCUGAGAUACUCAAUGGAGGAUCUCCCAGAGCCACUGCUUGCAGAGAUCGUCAAGAGGAUUACCAGGACAAGUCAUCUUAAUUCUCUUUGCCUUGUGUCGAAGCAGCUCUACACUGUCGAGGCGGAGCACAGGGAUGCUAUCCUCGUUGGCUGUGGACUCGACCCUUCUACAGAAGCCUUGGUGUCGCUCUUCUCCCGGUUCCUCAAUUUGGCGAAAGUAGAGAUCAACUAUUCUGGAUGGAAGCCCAGCAACGGGGACCAGUUGAACAACCAAGGCCUCCGUGUUCUAUCUUCUCACUGCCCCUUGCUGUCCGAUCUUGCUUUAAGCUUCUGCUCAUACAUUGGUGACUCUGGUCUUGGCUAUCUAGCUGAUUGCAAAAAAUUGAGGUCGCUCAGGCUGGACUGUGCACCAGCAGUCACUUCUACUGGGAUUUUUCAUGUGGCGGUUGGUUGCAGGCACCUUUCGGUUCUCCACCUUGUUGACUGUAUGGAAGUAGACAAUGUGGAGUGGCUGGAGUACCUUGGGAGGUAUGGAUCACUAGGGGAACUUGUUGUAAAGGAUUGUGAUGAAAUCAACCAGUAUGACCUCUUAAAGUUUGGUCCAGGAUGGGCAAAUCUCCAAAAGUUUGAUUUUGGGAUCAUUGGAAAUUACUCCUAUGACCCCUCCUACGUGCUUGGCUACCCAUAUAGUUAUGAAAUCUGCUGUGAUAGCUUAAAGGAUCUUAGGUUGGCUCAUAUUAUAACCGAUCAAGAAAUUGGACUUCGUUUUCUCCUGGGGAAGUGCAAAGCAUUGGAGACGCUUUACCUGGAGUAUGUUAUUGGUCUAAAAGAGAAUGAGAUGAUUGCACUAUUUCAGAGGUGCAGCAACCUUAAUACCAUCUCACUUCGGCUCAUGCCUCUGCAUUGUGAAGAUGAUCAGUUCAGGACAGUGUUGACUGAUGUUAGCCUUAAGGCUCUAGCUCUCAGUUGCCCUAUGCUUCAGGUUGUUGAGCUCACAUUCACAUUGUGCGGACCCAAUUGGCCUACUGAGAUAGGUUUCACACAAGAGGGCAUUAUGACGCUAAUCCAAUCUUGUCCAAUUCGUGCCCUUUUGCUAAAUGGUGCCAGUAUUUUGUAUGACGAGGGGAUGAAGUGCCUCUCAUCCUCACAGUUCCUGGAGACACUUGAGCUCGUGGAUUGCUGCUCUAUAACUGAUGCUGGUAUGAAUUUCAUUAUUCAGGCUCCUUGCUUGAGGAGUCUCACACUCCGCCGAUGCAAGAAAGUGACAGACAAUGGGAUGGCUGAGCUGGCACGUUGACAGAAGUUGGAGUCACUGACCGUUAUAGGCUGCUGUAAUAUCUCUGAGGAGGGUGUGCAUGGGGCUGCCAAAACAGUCCGUUACUCUGCCGAGGUUGAAACCUGGUUCAAUUUAAAAGGAUUGAACAUGAAAAGGAACAGGAAAAGACGCCGGUCGCCCUGAAUCCAGUCUUUGGCUAUUAAUUCGUGUUGUUAUAUGUCAGCAGAAGUUUGAAACCCCAAAACUGUGAAUGUAAAUUUGGAGGACAGGUGCAGCUGCCAUUUCUUUGCCACAAUGUUCCAAUAUGCUUCAGAUGUUGUAGACUUGUUUUGGUAAUGCGAGAUCUGUUUUAGGAAUUUGCCAGAAUUCUCUUUUAUGUUAUGACAGUAGCUUCGAUUCGUAAUCUAUUUGCAUUGCUCCUGUCUGUGAGGUCUACCUCAUUUGAUUGAGAUCGCCGAACAUUGCACAAUUUUAUUCUUGUAGCUUCAGUGUUUGGAUUUCAGAGUAAUAUCAGGUUCUUUUGGCUGCUUGUGCAA
Molecule: messenger RNA, 1997 nt
Organism: Aegilops tauschii subsp. strangulata
Lineage: Eukaryota; Viridiplantae; Streptophyta; Magnoliopsida; Poales; Poaceae
Product: F-box/LRR-repeat protein 14
Biological process (GO): SCF-dependent proteasomal ubiquitin-dependent protein catabolic process
Cellular component (GO): SCF ubiquitin ligase complex
Molecular function (GO): protein binding
Source: RefSeq, a predicted model, not a curated record